Yamadazyma jaroonii is the source of this 705-nucleotide messenger RNA. The record is from the annotation of a GenBank genome assembly. Lineage: Eukaryota; Fungi; Ascomycota; Pichiomycetes; Serinales; Debaryomycetaceae.
AUGAAUGGAAAUCAGGUCGAUUUUGUUAGUUUGAAAAGGUCAUUCUCCUCAUUAAGUUUGAGUUCCAAUAAGAGAGCAAAAACGGUGACAAACCUAGAAGUAUUAAAGGAUCCUUUAAACAACAAACUUAGAGAUUUGACAAAUAUUUCGACCCCCUUCAAUGCUGAAACAUCCACUUUUUCUCAGACAAUCAGAAGGGCUCCCCCACCUCCCAAGAAUGAAGACUUCAGAGUAAGACCAAAUCUUAAAAGGUUCAGUCAAUCAAUAAAUGGCUUAAAAAAGCUUGCAAGAGUUCAACCCACCAUCGAGAAUUCCAAUACUUCAAAUAUCCCGCUAAAGCCCAUCAGAAUUAUCGAACAAGAUAAAAAUAUAAAGCCGAAGAUCAAGACAACGAGUAAUAAAUUCUUCAAUUUCCUUAACAAAUUGACACCCAAAACUCCCAUUAGUCCCAAGUUUGUAAUUGCCAGUUCCAGCAAAAAUCCUCCAUUACAUUCAGCUGGAACUAACUUGAAUUAUCUGGAUCAAUGUCAAUCCAUUAUACACUUGAGUCCUUGGACCACAACCAAUUAUACUGAUGACCUUCCCACAAUCAAUUCCAAUGAUGAUAUAUCCCCCACAUUACGAUUCAUACUUGGAGAAGCCGAUAUCGAUAUAAAUGAUGAUGAGUUGGACUGUGUCAUUGACAAGUUCAACAAUGAAUUAUAA